GCCCCGGGAGCGUGACGUCACCGCCAGCAAGACGUAAACAAGGAAGAGAAAAGAGCUCCGCUUGUGUUGAUUAAAAGUCCGUUCAUCUCAGUUCAAGCUUCGUUUUUCACGCGUUUGCCGUACAUCACUUCAACGAGGAUUUCGUCGCACUGAAAAGGUCUCAUAGUCAUAAACACUUUAAAGACCGAAAUAUUAAGUUGCAAGGAUGGACCCCAAACACAGACAUAUACUUCAGCGGAACAGACUUAAUCUGGUCACGGCGUUAAACCCAGCAGACGUCUGCGAUGGGCUCUUGUCAAAGGGGGUCUUCACCCAGGACAUGAUCGAUGAAAUAAAGUGCAAGGGAGCAAGACGUGACCAAGCCAGGCAACUGCUGAUAGACUUAGAGACGAGAGGGAGUCAGGCUUUCCCUGCCUUCCUGGAGUGUCUGUGUGAGUCUGGCCAGCACGCCCUCACAGAGCUCCUUCAGUGUGGAGAUGCUGCUCGUCUGCCUCCUUUUGUCCCUGUACGGCCUUCGCUGAUCCCUCUGCCAGUCCAAAAUCCAAAAUAUACAGACAAACCAGCUAGACCUGAUUUUACUCAAGCACGGUUACAACCACUGAGACCAGAUCGCCUACCUGUGCUCAAUCCCCUUAGCCCACCUCCUGAUACUCACGUGGUCACGAGACCAGCCAGACCAAGAAGAGACAGUAUGCAGUGCUAUAAAAUGGAUGCCAGUCCGUGUGGGAUCUGCCUGAUUAUAAACAAUGUAUAUUUCGACCCAGAUUCGGAUCUAAAUGAUCGUAAGGGUUCCGACAUUGAUUGCAGAAAGAUGGAGAAAAGAUUUAAAGCUCUCAACUUUGAGGUUAUUUCAAAAAGGAACUUGAAGUACAAACGCAUUAGACACGAGAUGGCAUCUUUAGCAAAGAGGGAUCAUUCUGCGUUUGACUGCUGUGUGGUCAUCAUCCUUUCGCACGGCACUGAGGCUAACCACAAUCGUUUUCCCGGAGCGGUUCAUGGAGUUGACGGACCAGCUGUCCCGGUUCAGAUAAUCACAAACUACCUCAACGGCCAGUGCUGUCCUUCUCUGCAGGGCAAGCCUAAACUGUUCUUCAUCCAGGCCUGUGGAGGAGGUGAGAAGGACACAGGUUUUGAGGUUUCUCCAGAUGAGGUGGAGCCUUCUUUGGGUGGGAUAGAUGACCAGAUGGAUGCUAUUCCUAUAUCCUCCAGCAGUGACUCUCUCAGCACAUCUGAUGAACUUGAUGCUCGGGCCACCUUGCCCACGCCCAGCGACAUCCUGGUGUCCUACUCAACCUUUCCAGGCUAUGUCUCCUGGAGGGACACGCAGGCCGGAUCCUGGUAUGUGGAGAAUCUUGAUCGUGUGCUCGAGGAGAAUGCUGCCAUGGAUGAUCUGGUGACCAUGCUUAUGAUGGUAAAUGAUGCAGUCUCCCAGAUAUCUGCCAAAGGCCUGUAUAAACAAAUGCCCGGAUAUUUCAACUUCCUCCGAAAACAUCUCUACUUUCAGUCUUCACAGUCAUGAUCGUUUGAACAUUUAUGUGUGUGUGUGUGUGUGUUUGCGUGCGCACACUACAGUGGGAACACUACCAUGUACUUGAUAUAAUGUGAUUUAAAAAAAACAUUUGUAAUUUUUUACAUUGCAAGCUGAACCACGUGAACAGAACAUUUGACUGGAAUUUUUGUUUUCAACAUGAUUCUAUUUUUAGAAUUUACAUUUGCAAGCAGAAAGUUAACUUCACAAAUAUGAACCACUGAAACCUUGUUAACUGUGUAGGUGGAAAUUCAUUUUGUUUAUGUUUUAAAGUGCACAUCAGUGGGAGCACAAUAGACUUUUAAUGCAGUUGUGGUUUCGUUGUGGUAUUUUACGCUGGUUAACGGUCACAUUGUGUUCUUAAGAAACAUCCACUUGUAUACUGUGCAUCCUUUCUACUGCAUAAAACAUGCAUUUCAGAUAAAUAAAAAUCUAAAACAAA
Puntigrus tetrazona (Sumatra barb) is the source of this 1970-nucleotide messenger RNA. It is a transcript of the gene casp9, whose product is annotated as caspase 9, apoptosis-related cysteine peptidase. The record is from RefSeq and is a predicted model, not a curated record. Gene Ontology annotation, biological process: intrinsic apoptotic signaling pathway in response to DNA damage; apoptotic process; regulation of apoptotic process. Bases 206 to 1519 code for a protein of 437 amino acids. NCBI's taxonomy places the organism in Eukaryota, Metazoa, Chordata, Actinopteri, Cypriniformes, Cyprinidae. The transcript has 10 exons. Gene Ontology annotation, cellular component: cytoplasm.